GCCCUUCUCUGAACAGAGCACGGAUCUUUAGCUUUACAGCAGGUACGUUUUUUGCCCAUCAAAGCAUCAGGAUUAGUCAUUGAUGUGGUCGAUCUGAAAGAAGAUCUACAACACAAAUGCAUACGGAUGAUAAAAGGUACUGUGGGCCCAAUCACUUUCUAUAUAUUUACGGAAAACCCAAAGAUGCUAUUCUAUUAAAUCUUGUUGGAUGUACAGUGGAGAAUCACCGAGAGCUGUGUUGCAUUGGAUCUUGGAAAAUUCCUCUCAAACCACUGAAAGCUUCUGCAACUUCUGUUUCGUUUCUGCUCUGUUCGAUCGACAAUGGCCGGAAAACAUCUCUCCUCGGUUUCCAGAGGAAGAUCUCCUUCUCUCUCAUUCCCACCUUCUGCCAGAUUAGCUUUCUGUCUCUUCACAAUCUUUCUUCUUGGCUUCGGCUUAGUCUUCUUCUUCUUUUUCUCUUCCUCCUCUUCCUCUCACUCAGCAUUCACAUACAGAAACCCUAGGUCCUCUCGCUCUAACAAUCCCCUCUUUACGAAACCUAGUUCUGAAAAUCCAGAAUUCUCAUUCGUUGCGUCUCUGGAGAAAUUUCUGACUUCCAGAGCUCAGAUUCCAAAAUCUGAGUUGGGUUCGAAUGGUUCCGUUAUCAGUCAUGGAGAGGAUGUGAGAAAACUGGACAAUUUGGUUUGGGAGAAGGAGAUGGAUAAAAUUUAUGAGGAGCCACUCUAUCCUGCUCAGUUGCCAUCGUCGUCUUCGGUACUUAGAGUCUAUGUUUACGAAAUGCCGCCGAAAUUUACGUAUGAUCUGCUGUGGUUAUUUAGGAAUACGUACAAGGAGACAUCGAAUCUAACGUCUAAUGGCAGCCCUGUGCAUCGUUUGAUUGAACAGCAUUCAAUUGAUUAUUGGUUAUGGGCUGAUUUGAUUGCGCCAGAAUCAGAGAGGCUCUUGAAAAAUGUUAUUAGAGUUCACCAGCAAGAGGAGGCAGACUUAUUCUACAUUCCAUUCUUCACUACCAUCAGCUUCUUCUUAUUGGAGAAACAGCCAUGCAAGGCACUUUAUAGGGAGGCUUUGCAGUGGGUGACAGACCAGCCUGCAUGGAAGAGAUCUGAAGGAAGGGACCAUAUACUUCCAGUUCAUCAUCCUUGGUCAUUCAAGACAGUACGUAGGUUUAUGAAGAAAGCGAUUUGGCUUCUGCCAGAUAUGGAUUCCACGGGAAACUGGUACAAGCCUGGUCAGGUUUGGCUGGAGAAAGACGUUAUUCUACCAUAUGUCCCAAAUGUCGAAGUAUGUGAUGCAAAAUGCUUUGCAGAAAGUGAAUCAAAGAGAACCACUCUGCUCUUUUUCCGUGGGAGGCUUAAAAGAAAUGCUGGGGGAAAGAUUCGUGCAAAACUUGGGGCAGAACUUAAUGGUGUAGAGGGUGUUUCUAUAGCUGAGGGAACUGCUGGAGAGGAUGGGAAAAAAGCAGCUCAGGAUGGAAUGCGCAAAUCUAUUUUUUGCCUAAGUCCUGCUGGCGAUACUCCAUCAUCUGCUAGAAUGUUCGAUGCUAUUGUCAGUGGUUGUAUCCCUGUUGUAGUCAGCGAUGAGCUGGAACUUCCUUUUGAAGGAAUUCUAGAUUACAGGAAGAUAGCUCUAUUUGUUUCUUCAAGUGAUGCUGUUCAACCGGGCUGGCUUAUAACAUUUCUCAAAAGUAUAGGUCCUGAUCAGAUCAGAGAAAUGCGUGCAAACCUUGCCAAGUACUUGAGGCAUUUCCUUUAUUCCCGUCCAGCUCAACCUUUUGGUCCGGAGGAUUUGACUUGGAGAAUGAUUGCGAGCAAGUUGUUGAACAUAAAGCUGCACAUUCGUCGAUCACAGCGUGUUGUGAAAGAAUCUAGAAGCCUAUGCACGUGUGAUUGUAGACGUGCAAACCGCACAAGCUCAGCAUCCUGAUUGGUCAGGCAGCCUUUAUUUUGGAGGAAUUUGUAGUGAUCAAUGCCACUAAACGUUCACCGAUUGUGAAAGCCAUAUCCUUUUUCCUCUUUUUUGUACUUAUGAGCCAGUCAGGGGGGAAAAAAAGAAGAAAAAAGGUUGGAAUCUUUGUCUUUUAGAACAUAGAAGCAUUACUACAUCAUAGAUUGCCCUUUAUCAUAUUUUUCUUCUGGGGGGAAGAUGUUGGGGGAAGGGAGUGUUGUAUUGAAUUAUAGUAUGGGCUAAAUCAGUGACAAUAGUUUGACAACAAUUGUAAAGUUCAUGAAUAGGAGUUCUUCCAGUGUGGAUGUAAAUGUUCAUGAAUUUAUAUUUCAGUAAAAUACUUAUCAUUUUUUGUAAA
Molecule: messenger RNA, 2302 nt
Organism: Macadamia integrifolia
Lineage: Eukaryota; Viridiplantae; Streptophyta; Magnoliopsida; Proteales; Proteaceae
Product: probable arabinosyltransferase ARAD1
Exons: 9
Coding region: 322-1923 (533 amino acids)
Molecular function (GO): glycosyltransferase activity
Source: RefSeq, a predicted model, not a curated record